AUGUGGCAGUCUUCAAAACAGAAGACUGUAACCACGUCAACGACUGAAGCGGAACUGUUAUCGCUGUCUCAUACAGCGAGGGAGACAAUAGCUCUAUACCGACUGUUCGGUCAGAUACAAUUCGAUCCAGAACACCAGAGCGAUACUUGCUCGCACGAUAGCCAACGAUCGAAACGGUCUCAAUCACCAACGAAAAACUUUCCCUUGUAUGGUCCCGAAGGACGUCGUCUGGUCAGAGCCUCGCUUGGCUUUACGAACGCACAUACGCUACCUCAAGCCCUCCGUCAACUUAUUGGUGAGAUGAGAUGCGUGUCGGCGAAGAAUAGAAUUAUGCCGCAGAGGUUCAAGACAGAGUUGGAGAAGCUUCCUGAGGUGGAAUGUUUCAUGGAACCAUUGUUUGAUUACAUGUUCUAUGAUGACGAAAUGAGCGCUGAAAGUGAAAGACUGGUAAAACGGGCUGGCGCAGAGGAGUUGGUCCGCAGGGCUUCUCGCAUCGCUGAGCGGUCCAGUGACUGCGCCGGCAUGCUAAGCGACGAGGCAGCUUGGAAUGGCCUGGUGCAUACACCGUUGCUGGAGAUGCUGGUUUCUGAUAUGAGAGAUGCCCCGGAACAUAAGAUCUUGGACUUCAUGCCAUGUACCACGACCAAUAUCGACUUUCCAUAUCACAGGUUUGCUGAAAGUGCAAGCCGUGUUGACUAUAUCUUUCGAUUCCAUCCUAAACGCGACUCUACCAUCUUGACUGGGGAUGCACCACUACCAUCGCAACAAGAACCACAGCAAAUACAACCAGACAUAGCGCCAUGCUUCAACUGGACAUCUGACAGGAUGCUACAACAGUACCCCCUAGGCAUCUCCAUCGAAACUAAGCGUCACGGUGGCGACAUAGCCAAAGGCGAACAGCAGCUCGCCAUCUGGCACGCAGCCCAAUGGGAGUUCCUCCGCUCACGCGCUGGUCCUUCUGCCGUCGAUGAACUUGGUUUUCUUCCUGGUAUAGUGGUACAAGGCCACUCGUGGUCACUUGUUAUCACGACCUGGAGUCAAGCUAUAACGACGGUACUGCCGAGUGUGGAGUUUGGUAGUACAGAUUCGACUGUUGGUGUGCUUCAGGUCAUUGCUGGGUUACGGAAACUGAGGGUUUGGUCGAUGGAUACGCUUUGGCCGUGGUAUAAGAGGAACUUGCCUGAGCUACGGAACUCGACUGCUGAUAACUAG
Fusarium oxysporum Fo47 is the source of this 1212-nucleotide messenger RNA. RefSeq lists its product as uncharacterized. The record is from RefSeq and is a predicted model, not a curated record. The transcript has 3 exons. NCBI's taxonomy places the organism in Eukaryota, Fungi, Ascomycota, Sordariomycetes, Hypocreales, Nectriaceae. Bases 1 to 1212 code for a protein of 403 amino acids.